Messenger RNA from Epinephelus moara (kelp grouper), 4899 nucleotides. It is a transcript of the gene nlgn3a, whose product is annotated as neuroligin 3a. Gene Ontology annotation, cellular component: synapse; cell surface; postsynaptic specialization membrane. Gene Ontology annotation, molecular function: neurexin family protein binding; signaling receptor activity. The record is from RefSeq and is a predicted model, not a curated record. Gene Ontology annotation, biological process: synaptic vesicle endocytosis; neuron cell-cell adhesion; chemical synaptic transmission. The coding region runs from base 544 to 3120 and encodes 858 amino acids. NCBI's taxonomy places the organism in Eukaryota, Metazoa, Chordata, Actinopteri, Perciformes, Serranidae. The transcript has 8 exons.
GUCCAGGCAAAAGCAUCAAAACGCACCAGGACUAGGAGGAGAGCUUUUCCCCGGCCGGAAAAAAACCCCACAAUACCAUGGAAGAAAUGCAUUAAAAUGAGAGCGCAGUGAGGAUAAUGAGAGACGGCACCGCUUCACAGGAAGGUCAUUCCCGAAAAACAUAAGCAGUGCGCAGACUAUACGGAUAUUUGGAGUAUACCCGACUGCAAGUGGAGAAGACCCCGAAACAGUGAAACAUUGUCCCGGCUUUUUAUUGUCGGAAAAGCAAGGCAUGGAGGGAUUUACAUCUCGACAAGGCAGCACGGGAUAGAAGAUCUGACGAGCGGAGAGAGGACAGUGAAUAAGGACCGCGCUGCGGAGAGGAGCUGCGUAACUGUGACUGUUUUCUCCUCGCCUGUACGCCGGCGGGCUCCAGUAACACAGCUGAUGACUGUCCCUCAGGUGGCUGGAUUGCAGGGCUGAGCGGGAAGCCUGUGUGUUUGCCGAGGGGGGUGCCCCGGCUUGUAUGUUGGUCACUUGCAGUCGCACUCGCUCACAAGGACCAUGUGGUUUUCUCCAAGGAGAAGUCGUGUCCCCUCGCAGAACUGGCACGGUGCCCACAGCUGCACCAAUUUCAGCGUGCCCUUGUGGGUGUUGAGUUUUUGUUGGUGCUUUGCGGCCAUGAGAGGUCAGAACUACCACCCCACUGUGAACACGCAGUACGGGAAACUCCGGGGGGUGCGGGUGCCCCUGCCUAGUGAGAUUCUGGGGCCGGUGGACCAGUACCUGGGGGUUCCGUACGCCGCCUCCCCAGUGGGAGAAAAGCGCUUCAUGCCCCCAGAGCCUCCUUCCUCCUGGUCAGGGAUCAAGAACGCCACUCACUUUGCUCCCGUCUGCCCCCAAAAUAUUCACAAUGCUGUGCCAGAGAUCAUGAUGCCUAUAUGGUUCACCUUCAACCUGGAUAUAGUUACCACAUACAUACAGGAUCAACACGAGGAUUGUCUUUAUCUAAACAUCUAUGUUCCAACUGAGGAUGUCAAAAGAAUAUCCAAGGAAUGUGCCAGGAAACCCAACAAGAAAAUGUGUAGAAAAGGAGGGGCCCAUGCAAAAAAACAGGGUGAGGAUUUAUCGGAUAACGACGGUGAUGAAGAUGAAGACAUACGAGAUACUGGGGCCAAGCCUGUGAUGGUCUACAUCCACGGAGGAUCCUACAUGGAGGGGACGGGCAACAUGAUCGAUGGGAGCGUCCUGGCCAGCUACGGAAAUGUCAUCGUUAUCACUCUCAACUACCGUGUCGGAGUCCUCGGCUUCCUCAGUACCGGUGACCAGGCUGCUAAAGGGAACUACGGGCUCCUGGACCAGAUCCAGGCUUUACGUUGGAUCAGCGAGAACAUCGGCUUCUUCGGAGGGGACUCAAACCGCAUCACUGUGUUCGGUUCUGGGAUCGGAGCUUCCUGCGUCAGUCUGCUCACCCUCUCCCACCACUCUGAAGGUCUGUUCCACAGAGCCAUCAUUCAGAGCGGGUCAGCCCUCUCCAGCUGGGCGGUGAACUACCAGCCGGUCAAGUAUACACGUCUCCUGGCGGAGAAGGUGGGCUGUAACGUCCUGGACACUUUAGACAUGGUGGACUGUCUGAGGAAGAAGAGCUCCAGGGAGCUGGUGGAGCAGGACAUACAACCAGCGAGGUACCACGUGGCCUUUGGACCUGUAAUCGAUGGGGAUGUUAUCCCCGAUGACCCCGAGAUCCUCAUGGAGCAGGGCGAGUUUCUCAACUACGACAUCAUGCUGGGGGUCAACCAGGGCGAGGGGCUGCGGUUCGUGGAGAACGUGGUGGAUUCGGAGGACGGCGUGUCCGGAAACGACUUUGACUUCUCUGUGUCAGACUUUGUGGACAGUCUGUACGGAUACCCGGAGGGCAAGGACACAUUGAGGGAGACCAUUAAGUUCAUGUACACAGACUGGGCAGACAGGGACAAUCCAGAGACCAGGCGCAAGACACUGGUGGCUCUGUUCACAGACCACCAGUGGGUGGAGCCAUCGGUGGUGACGGCUGAUCUCCACGCUCGCUACGGCUCACCCACCUACUUCUACGCCUUCUACCACCACUGCCAGAGCCUGAUGAAGCCAGCCUGGUCAGAUGCCGCCCACGGGGACGAGGUGCCCUAUGUUUUUGGAAUUCCUAUGAUUGGCCCCACUGACCUUUUCCCCUGUAACUUCUCAAAGAACGAUGUCAUGCUCAGUGCUGUGGUCAUGACCUACUGGACCAACUUUGCCAAGACUGGGGAUCCCAACAAACCGGUUCCCCAAGACACCAAGUUCAUCCACACCAAGGCCAACCGCUUCGAAGAGGUGGCCUGGUCCAAGUACAACCCCCAGGACCAGCUGUACCUGCAUAUCGGCCUGAAGCCACGAGUGCGCGACCACUACCGCGCCACCAAAGUGGCCUUCUGGAAACACCUAGUGCCCCACCUGUACAACCUCCACGACAUGUUCCACUACACCUCCACCACCACCAAAGUGCCCCCGCCAGAGACCACCCAGAACACCUUGUCCACCAAGAGGCCCAACGGGAAGACCUCCUGGCCGUUCAACACCAAGCGGCCUCCCAUGUCCCCGGCGUACAACAGCGAGGACAAAGACUCUUGGAGUGACGAUGAGGAGCCGGGGCCGCUGGUGGUGGAGAACCCGCGGGAUUACUCCACAGAGCUCAGUGUCACUAUCGCUGUGGGGGCCUCGCUGCUGUUCCUCAAUGUGCUAGCUUUCGCAGCCCUCUACUACCGCAAGGACAAGCGGAGGCAGGACUCUGGCCAUGGGCAGCCCAGCCCGCAACGCCAGACCACCUCCAACGACAUUGGCCACCAUGCGCCCGAGGAGGAGAUCAUGUCGCUGCAGAUGAACCAGACGCACCAUGAGUGCGAGGCGGGGAACAGCAACGAGGGGGCACUACGCUUGGCCUCGUUGCCCGAUUACACACUCACUCUGCGGCGCUCUCCGGACGACAUUCCCCUCAUGACCCCCAACACCAUCACCAUGAUCCCCAAUUCCCUGGUGGGCAUGCCCAACCUGCACCCCUACAACACCUUCACAACUGGCUUCAACUCCACCGGCCUGCCGCACUCCCACUCAACCACCCGCGUAUAGCUUUAAGGAGGCCAGGGGCAGCCGGCGCAGGCGGGGGAGGAGGAGGCGGCGGUGGCGUUGGUGGAGGAGGAGCGGGAGGAUGAACGAACGGAGGAGAGGAUUGUGUUUUAUAAAUAUCACAGGGAGGGGGAGGGCUGCGAGGGGGAGGGGAGGGGAAGGGCAUGAGUCGGAUUAAAACGUGAAGAGAUUUAACUAGACUUUUACUACGAGGAGAGUUGCUGAGAGCUCUCUGUGGAUGUCAAGUUGUGCAGAGCUGCCAAAAUCAAACUGCUUCCCUUCUCCCGAUCGGGGGAGGGGGUCUUUCUGCAGUGUUUUUUUCUAAAAUAAUCAUUUUAAAAGCCUUUUUAAGCAGACUGAGGAGAUAUCAACACUUAUCUUGAAUUCAUAACAAAAACAAAGAGAAGUGCUUUUUAUUUCCCAUCCCUUCCUCCUGCGGGAGACACAUCUCGAACAAUGGCCUCUACGUCAGUAUUCGCGAAAUGUUUUUAAUUGCUUCUUUGUUUUGUUUUACGUUUCAAUGCCUUACAAAGCUUGUUCUUUUUUUGUCAUUAUUUUUAUUCCCUGAGACUAUUCCACGUGGAGUGUGUUACAAGGCAAUGAGACUCAAAGAUGAGAGACUGAAUCCAGGAUGGGAACUUAGAGGAUAUGCAGAUGUAGAGAUUUUUAAAAACCCAUUUUGGGCAACUCAUUUUUUUUCUUUCUGUUGCGUACCAACACAACAGCCACACAAAUGGUGUUAUCUUUUUUUCUUUUUUUUUUAUCGUAUAGAAAUGAUUUGUCUGGGACAGCUCUUGCCGGGAGACGAGAAAGGCAGAGAUAAAUACUAUGUUACUGUGAUUGUUUUGUUAAGAAAAAAAGUGCAUCUUUUACAGCCAAUUUAUCUGUUAAGCUAUCUGAUAUUAUCUCCACAAAGUGUGCACGUACACAUGCUGCUUAGAGCACCUGUGUGUUUGUGUGCAUGUGAAAAUGAUUUCUCGUUCCCUGCGCGCAAGCGUGGUUAAGAGGCUGAGAUAAAGGAAGAGACACAUUGUCGCAACUUGCAAAAGCAAGAGUGGCAAGCGAGUGGGUCUGUAUGUGUGUGAUCGAGAGUGUGUGAGAGGAUGUGUGUGUGCGAGUGUGUGUGUGUGUGUGUGUGUGUGUCCGUGCACCUGUUUUUUUGUUUGUAGGUUGUAUAAUGUGUUUUUUUUUGGGGGGGGGGUGGGGGCUGAGUACUUUCUCAUGUUGUUGAUUUUGGUUCACCACCAGUAGUGUUUCUGCUGCGUCUCUGGGUGUCUGUCUUUGCGAAAUAGCACUUUUGUUAUUUUCAAAGUUAUAUAUGUCUAAUUUUGCUUAAAGAUUACAAAAUAAAUCUAUUAUUUUACGUGUAAGAGAAAAAAAAAUAGCUAAAGAUUCAACUGAACUAACUGACAUGAUUCCAUUGACUUUGUAAGAGUUCCUCUUCAAAAGCAGACAGUGGCCUGUUUGCACUGAAUAAACCUACAUCAGUGCACACUUGUAUUUCUUUGAAUAUAUAUAUAAAUAUGGGCAUACAUACAUAUAUGUAUAGGGCUUCUAUGGAGAUAUCGCUCCCACUUACAAAACAAUUUAAAACAAUGUUCAGACUGCAAAAGCACCAACACGAAUGAUUUCCAUGUAUUGUUGUUGUCAUUUGAAACAUCCUAAGCCAAGACUUCUCUAGGUGUCUUUGUAAGAGCUCUAUAUGUAUAUUUAUGUAUAAAAUAUUUAAUAUUUAUUUAUGUAUACCAGAUGCAUACAUGCUGAUUGUGCCAUGUGCCAAAU